Molecule: messenger RNA, 560 nt
Organism: Baudoinia panamericana UAMH 10762
Lineage: Eukaryota; Fungi; Ascomycota; Dothideomycetes; Mycosphaerellales; Teratosphaeriaceae
Exons: 1
Coding region: 109-534 (141 amino acids)
Source: RefSeq, a predicted model, not a curated record
UCGUUGUCUCGGCACCUUCGGGAACAUCUCCUUCGCCUUUUGCAAAUGUCUACUUGAUUGGUUUACAAGAGCAGCCAGUGGCGCUACGAUCUUUGAUAACCGCACAACAUGCCUGUGGGAGAUGCCUUCACGCUCGGCCGCACGCUCAUAUAUGCGGCGAACCUCUCGUAUAGUUUGGGUGCCUUUGCCGCGGACUACAACAAGACGCACGUCUACAAUCCCCGAUGGACGCCACACGCAAAGUUCCACAACGGGCAGACGAUGAGCCUCGCAGCAAUGCUAUCGUCUGCUUCAUGCACCCUUGCCUAUCAAUCAACUGGUGUUGAGCCCGACAUAGCCACGACACUCCUAUGGUGGGCUGCGGUAUUUGGGAGCUUCUACUGCGCUUCAGGAUUGAGCGCUAUACUGUACCCCGGCACCGACUGGGCGGACGAGGAGUACAAGCGCAAGGACGGGUUAACGCAGCGACCUAUCUUCUGUACGGUGAUCGCAGUAAUGUGGGUUGGGUAUCUGCUCGAGGUUCGCAAGUAUUGAGAUGCAGCGUUGGAGGUGUGAGGUGG